Molecule: messenger RNA, 465 nt
Organism: Indicator indicator
Lineage: Eukaryota; Metazoa; Chordata; Aves; Piciformes; Indicatoridae
Gene: HCRT
Product: hypocretin neuropeptide precursor
Exons: 2
Coding region: 1-465 (154 amino acids)
Biological process (GO): neuropeptide signaling pathway; feeding behavior
Source: RefSeq, a predicted model, not a curated record
AUGGAGGUGCCCAGCAUCAAGCUCCAGCGAGCUGCCUGCCUCCUGCUCCUGCUCCUGCUCUGCUCCCUGGCCGCUGCCCGACAGAAUCUGCCUGAGUGCUGCCGGCAGAAGACCUGCUCCUGCCGCAUCUAUGACCUCCUGCAUGGCAUGGGCAACCAUGCAGCUGGUAUCCUCACACUGGGCAAGAGGAAGAGUGUCCCUCCAGCCUUCCAGAGCCGCCUCUACCGCCUGCUGCACGGCUCUGGCAACCAUGCUGCAGGCAUCCUCACCAUGGGCAAGCGUGGGAAGCACUCUGGCACUGCCUGUCACGAUGCAUCAGGCUGCCCCAUGGGCACGGAUGCCCAGCCAACGCCAGCACUCCGAGCAGCUGAUGCCAGCCCUGCCAGCCCCAGGGAGUGCCAGGGACACUCGGGAAAGGACCUGCCCAAGAGCCCAGCCCAGGGAGAUGCCAAGAGCUUUUACUAA